This is a messenger RNA of Colletotrichum spaethianum, 1647 nucleotides long. Its product is annotated as cytochrome P450. Lineage: Eukaryota; Fungi; Ascomycota; Sordariomycetes; Glomerellales; Glomerellaceae. The record is from RefSeq and is a predicted model, not a curated record. The coding region runs from base 1 to 1647 and encodes 548 amino acids. The transcript is spliced from 2 exons. Gene Ontology annotation, molecular function: heme binding; monooxygenase activity; iron ion binding.
AUGUUCCAACAACAGUUCACCAUCGGCCAUGGCUCUCUCGAGCGAUGCCAGACACUCACUCUCCCAAGCAUCAAGAGCAUGCAAGAGCUCAAAGCCGGAAUUGCCAAAGUCUUUUCCGUUUCCGAUUCUAAUUGUCAGAGCGUUCUUACAUGUCUUGGUGAGAUUGAAAAAUGCGAUGUCCCUGUUCAGAUCAGAGUCAAUGGUGAGAUCGUCCGCGAACCAGCCGGGCCGGAGCCUCUCCCGUACGUCGGUAACCGGUACGAGCUGUAUCCCGAUCCUCUGGGAAACUAUGACCGCCUUUUGGAGCGCUACGGCUCAGUCAUCAAGACGGUGAACAUGGGCACAACGAUCUACCUCACCAAUGACCCAGACGUGUCUCGAGAAGUCUUGCGUGAAGGGCAAUUCUUCACUAAGACCACAUCAGACCCUAGCCAUCCGCUGUACUAUAUGCGAAACAACGAGGCACUAUUUACCUGCGACAGCGAUGCUCCAGCGUUCAAGCUAGCACAUAAGUUUAUCCCUCCCAGCUUAACGCCUAAAGGAGUGCGACACUAUACACCGAUCUUGCAGGCAUGCGUCGACAGAUCAUACAAGGUGUUUGAUGAGCUAGACGACAAGGAAAUGGCUUUCAACGUAUAUCAUUACACCUUUAAAAUGGCGGGUGAAAUUAUCUGGAAAGUGAUAUUGGGUAUGGACCUAGGCCAUUUUGAGUCGAUAGACUCAAAACCUCACGAAACCAUACGAUUGCUGGGCGAAUAUCUUUCUCUUAUGAAGAAAACUUCGUUGAGAGGUAGCUGGUACGGUUAUCUCCCAUUCGGCACGCCAAAGCGACUUCGCCUCGUCAGGGAGCUGCUGUGGAGCGGUGUCGCAAGAGGCAUCGAACAAUCUGUGAAGACCUCUGGAGACUUGCCGAUGAAAGACGCAGCACUUCGCGCAACAUGUGUGGCAGAUUAUCUGCGGCGCGCCACUAAUGAGAAUGGAGACAAAUUGCCUGAGGAUUUGAUGCUCAGCAACUGCGUCAUUAUGAUUGGUGCUGGCUUCGUCACCACAUCAUCGCUACUAGCGUGGCUGAUCUACGCCCUUGUCAAGUACCCUGGCAACCAGCAACGUCUGUUACAGGAACUCGUGGACAAUGGUGCAGUGCCGCAGAAAGAGUGGUCUUAUGACGAACUGACCGAGAUGCCAUUCUUGGACAAAUUUGUGAAAGAAACCCAGAGAAUGCACAAUCCGUCUUUCCAAACUGCAAGAAAUGCGCGGGAAGAUGUCGUCCUACCGGGGGGUUAUUUCCUUCCCAAAGGCUCAGUUAUCAUUCCUACCUUUCCAUCACUGCACAAGAACGCGGCACAUUGGGAAAAUCCCUCACGUUUUGAACCAGAUAGAUGGGAUACAGAUGCCGUCAAGAGUCGACACAAAAUGUCGUACACGCCAUUCGCUGCAGGAACGCGUGGCUGCGUGGGAUACAACCUAGCGUUGCUGGAAGUCAAGAGCGUCAUGGCGAAGCUGGUAUACCGAUAUCAUUUUGAAGACGCUUCUACUGAGGCUGUUGUGUAUGAUCCGGAGUUUAUAGUUAUCAGGCCAUUGAACUUCUACGCUCGGGCUAUGAAGAGGACUUGGUGGCCGGAGACACAUUCCAAAUCGACAAAAUAG